CUGUUGUGAAUGUACGAAACGGGAUGGGAAACUGCAACGGUAUACAGACCGAGGACAAUCAACUCCACCCACAAUCACAAGCACCACCUCCGACUAAUGACGGCCUCACUGUGCGGCUUUCUGAAGAAAAUCCCAUUUCACUGAACCAGCAUGAACGGUCCCUGCAGCCACCAACGGUCGUUGCUCGUACUCGCUCAGACAUCGGGCGCGUCCUUGGUCGUCCGAUGGAAGAUGUGCGAUCUACAUACAUAUUCGACCGUGAGCUUGGGCGUGGUCAGUUCGGGAUUACCUAUCUAGUCACUCACAGAGAGACGAAAGAGCAAUACGCUUGUAAGUCGAUCGCCACUCGAAAUCUUGUGAGCCUUGACGACAUCGAGGGCGUCCGUAGGGAGGUGCAGAUCAUGCACCACCUUACCGGUCACUGUAACAUAGUGGAGUUGAAGGGGGCCUACGAGGAUCGACGCUCGGUGAACUUGGUGAUGGAGCUCUGUGCUGGUGGUGAGCUUUUCGAUCGAAUCAUUGCCAAGGGGCAUUACUCUGAGCAAGCUGCUUCUGCACUGUGUAGGCAGAUUGUGACUGUUGUUCAUAAUUGCCACUCCAUGGGGGUGAUGCACCGGGAUCUCAAACCAGAAAAUUUCCUUUUCCUCAGCACAGACGAGGACUCGGCGUUGAAGGCAACAGAUUUUGGCCUGUCAGUCUUCUUCAAGCCAGGAGAAGUGUUCAAUGACCUUGUUGGAAGUGCAUAUUAUGUGGCUCCUGAAGUGUUGAGAAGAAGUUAUGGAGCUGAGGCUGAUAUUUGGAGUGCUGGUGUGAUACUUUACAUUCUUCUUUGUGGGGUCCCACCUUUUCGAGGAGUGAACGACCGGAGUACUUUUUCUGCUAUUCUUCGGGGACAUGUUAACUUCUCAUCUGAUCCAUGGCCUUCCAUAUCCCGCAGUGCCAAAGAUCUUGUGAAGAAGAUGCUAUGGUCUGAUCCUAAGGAACGACUUUCUGCUGUCGAAGUUCUAAACCACCCAUGGAUGCGAGAAGAUGGAGAUGCAUCUGACAGACCAAUUGAUAUUGCUGUCUUGACAAGAAUGAAGCAGUUCAGGGCAAUGAAUGAACUGAAAAAAAUGGCAUUGAAGGUGAUUGCAGAAAAUCUUUCUGAAGAGAAGAUCAUGGGGUUGAAAGAGAUGUUCAAAUCCAUGGACACAGAUAAUAAUGGAACUAUCACUUUUGAAGAAUUGAAAGUGGGUAUUUCAAAACUCGGUACCAAGCUUUCUGAGUCUGAAGUUAGGCAAUUGAUGGAGACGGCUGAUGUUGAUAGAAAUGGGACUAUUGACUAUACUGAGUUUAUAACAGCCACAAUGCACAUGAAUAGAAUGGAGAAAGAAGACCACCUGUAUACUGCCUUUCAGUAUUUUGACAAGGACAAGAACGGGUACAUCACACUGGAGGAAUUGGAGCAAGCCUUGAAGGAGUAUAACAUGGUUGAUGAGAACAAAUUGAAAGAGAUAAUUGCAGAAGUUGACACUGACAAUGAUGGAAGAAUUAACUAUGAUGAGUUUGUAGUCAUGAUGAGAAAAAGGAAUCCUGAGUUGGUCACUAACAGACGUCUCAAAAACCUUACAACGUAGUCAUAUAUUUAGCUGCACUCAAGCAAUUGUAUCACGACGACAACUGCUAGCGGAGUUGGUUGAUACCCUGCCAGUAGAGUGCAGGCCUCUCAGGAGGUCAUGGGAUCAACUCUCUUAUCUUCCACAGUAAGGCAACCCCCCCUCCCCCAAGUCAGUUCGCCCCACUCUCUGGUA
This is a messenger RNA of Telopea speciosissima, 1790 nucleotides long. RefSeq names its product calcium-dependent protein kinase 1-like. Lineage: Eukaryota; Viridiplantae; Streptophyta; Magnoliopsida; Proteales; Proteaceae. The coding region runs from base 24 to 1616 and encodes 530 amino acids. Gene Ontology annotation, molecular function: calcium ion binding; ATP binding; calcium-dependent protein serine/threonine kinase activity. Gene Ontology annotation, biological process: peptidyl-serine phosphorylation; protein autophosphorylation; intracellular signal transduction. Gene Ontology annotation, cellular component: nucleus; cytoplasm. The transcript is spliced from 8 exons. The record is from RefSeq and is a predicted model, not a curated record.